Molecule: messenger RNA, 2560 nt
Organism: Anopheles stephensi (Asian malaria mosquito)
Lineage: Eukaryota; Metazoa; Arthropoda; Insecta; Diptera; Culicidae
Exons: 3
Coding region: 327-1013 (228 amino acids)
Source: RefSeq, a predicted model, not a curated record
UUUUUGCUCACUGGGAAAUGCCCUUUCAGUCAAAAAGAAAAACGACGGCGGCCUCUUUCUUCUUUCACCGCAGACGAUAAUGAUAACGAGAAUAUCCUAAAACCGUGUCGAUUGCCCGAGUGUUUUCUUUCACUAAGACUAGAUACAUCUUUUUUAAAGCCUUUAUCGUACUGAGCGUAUGUUUGGUCGGAGUGUGGUUAGAGCGUUCGUCUAAAAACAGGGCCGAAGCCAAAACCGUUCAUAAACAAAACGUAGUGCGUCGUGUGGUUGUAGGGGAAGGGUGGUGGCGGCGUCGGAUAGACAGAGGCGUACAAGGAAAGGAAGUCAUGCAUCCGGAUCGUCGACUGUACCUUCUGGUGGUGUACAUAUUCGCGAUACAUCUCCGGAUGUCUAUCGGAGGUAACCCGCGGGACAGUGCCCAGGUCAGUGCCCGGAAUGCACCGAACAAUGCCACCAAUAGCAGCAGUAGUGUGAGAAACAGUAGCAGCACCAACAUUGCCUGUCGGGAGGAUGUGCUCGACCAGUGCCCCCCGAAUGCAUCAUGUGAUAAGGGUCAGUGUGUUUGUCUUUUCGGCUACAAGCUGAAUCCCGCCUAUCACGGGAAGAACACCACCAAUAGUCUGUCUCCUACACCAGUUCCGAGCACCAAUGUUGCCUACACUACCACGUACUGUCUGCCAGAUGAUACUGGCGCCAAAGCAACCUCUCUCCACGGAGGAACCAGCGCCAAUAGCAACAAAGUACCGGGCGAAGCUGGUGGUACGGAUGGGGAUGGUGGAAACACGGGACAGCUUCCACUGAGGGAACCGAUCGAAGCGCAUCACAUCCUCGGUGGCGUACUGAUACCGCUCGCCUUCGUGGUGAUACUGGUGGGCAGUGCAGUCCUGGCCAAGCGUGCCGCGCUCUGGUCCCGACUGCGGCAACGGUACGCGGCGCACCGAAAUCGCCACCGACGACGGCCCGCUUACGAAGACGUGGUGCUAGUCACUCCGUCAGUAGAGCACCACCGUUGAGGUCGUAUUGCUACGGUUGGUGUGAGCAUGUCCAAUCUAGUGCGUAGCUGUUGAUCAGUGUGCUUGUCGGAUUUUCCGUAUAGAGUAGAUCUCUGUCUGGUUUUGGUUCCUUCAAAGCCAGCUGACUCCCCAUCAUCUCCCCCGAGUCUCUGAUAUCCCGGAAAAAGGCAAAGCAUUGCAGUGCACCUUUUAACAACAAACCUUCGACACAUUUACAUCAAGCGUAACUCUCUCUCUCUCUUUCUCUGUUUCUCUCUUACUCUCUGUUCUCUUCUUUCUCUGUUUUAACUACUCCUUUACGUUACUAACAACCCCCAACUAACCACCAACCGAUACCAACCAUCCAAAACAACGACCGACAACGACCGAUAUUGCAGUAGGCUUUGAGCCACAGACGGGCAGGCUUUGAGAACGCCAAAGAGAACUUUGCCACGUGGAGGGGUGUUGUGAAUUUAAGUAGAUAUGCUUGUGCUGAUAAAGCGCCCUUCAGCGCGCACCUCCUCCAACCUACGUUCCUUACCGAAAUUGCGCGUUCCAUAAAUACGCCGGUGGUGUGUACGAAGAGAUCUUAAUCUUAAGUUAAAGUUAUUGAGUGAAAAGGCAGGAUAAUCGAUCCAGAGGCGGCACGGUGAUGGCGGAUGGCGGUUGCUAAGAAACGCACAGGAGGCAGCGAUGAUAGUAGAAUCAUGCCAAAAAAUUGUAGAACUAGAAGUUGUAAGCGAUAUGAUGAAGCUGAAGGAGCCAUUUGGAGCCAAUAUUCGUGGCGAAAGCGCACAAAACAAAUGCCUCAUGCGAAACUAGAUAGCGUAGCGUGUUGGACACACAAUCGCACAUCCAAAACGAACGAAACAAAGGAACUGCGCGCAAAGUCAUAAGAAUUUAGAAUACUUGAACCGGUUGAGAGAUUAUAGAAGACCGAAGCGAUGUUUGAGGGAUCAGUUCUCCACAUCAUUCAUCGGAGGUCAUUUGAAUCAGAGAUUUUUCUUCCUUCCAGAGGAGCAUAAAGUAAUAUAACACAAUAAUUUAGAAUAUAGGCGAGAAACAAGCAUACGCAUACAGGUGUCUGUGUGUUGUGGGGGGACGAAGCUCUAGUUGUAUAAGAUUUCAUACGAUAUAGGUUCCUUUUAACAGGCGUCACAGGUUACAUACAAGCAUGAGAUGAGCAUGAGAUAGGAACGAACGGACGGGAGUGUACAGUAUCAAAACACGAUCUACUAAACGCAUUUCAGGAAGGGCAUAUCACUGUAUUUGGGGGGAAAGGAAUCGCGCGGAAUAAUGUAGGAGGAAUUGUAUUAAAGGAAGAAGAUGGGGCGUACAUAAUUUCUAGUAACCACCACCAGCUAUGUCACGGUUUCUUCCUUUUCCCCCACGACACAUUCCCAUAUCAUUAGAGAGUUACUUUUUAUCGUUUUUUUUUCUCUUGCGUCUCUUCAUCUACUUAUCUACCACUAUUACUACUACUGCAUUGAGCCAUAAUUUUCGUCAUACCAAAAAUAUGUAUUCUGUGAUAAAUUUCAAUAAAUGUCUAUAUUUUUAAGAGGGUAAAA